Molecule: messenger RNA, 4628 nt
Organism: Chlamydomonas reinhardtii
Lineage: Eukaryota; Viridiplantae; Chlorophyta; Chlorophyceae; Chlamydomonadales; Chlamydomonadaceae
Exons: 12
Coding region: 136-4371 (1411 amino acids)
Biological process (GO): cellular response to heat
Cellular component (GO): cytoplasm
Molecular function (GO): ATP binding; ATP hydrolysis activity
Source: RefSeq, a predicted model, not a curated record
GAUUCGCUUACGCCAAAGGUAGCUGCGUAGGCUAGUCGUUCUGAAGCCUGCAACCACGCAAACACACACGUCGGUUUUGCCUUCCUUGGGCUAGAGCCGCGCGCAGCCGGCGCGUGGGAUCGCGGUGGCGUUGCAAUGCUCGUGACAUGUCUAGGACACACGCGGGUGCAGGAUGCACGGCUGCUGUUGGUGCUGCGGUCGCGACUUGGCGCCAAUGCAGCACUGCACCGCCAGAGCUUCAGUGCCGCUGCGGCGCCUCAGCCGGAAGCUGCUUUUGGGGACGCUGCGUCAACGGCCGGAGCAGCCGGCGACGCGGACGCGCCGCUGGGCAGGGGCUCCACGGCCACGGGCGCAGCCGGGCGGCGUGUGCCUGGUGCGGCGCUGCAGCGCUUUGGUCGUGACCUGACGGAGGAGGCCCGGAGGGGGCUGCUGGACCCCGUCAUUGGGCGGCAGGACGUCAUCGCGAGGACACUGCAGAUCCUGCUGCGCCGCACCAAGAACAACCCGGUGCUGGUAGGGGAGCCGGGCGUGGGCAAGACGGCGCUGGUGGAGGGCAUUGCGCAGCUCAUCGCCUCAGCCGCGGCGCCGCCAGGGCUGGCUGGCAAGCGGGUGGUGGCGCUGGACGUGACGGCUGUGCUGGCGGGCAGCAGCUACCGCGGCGAGUUUGAGGAGCGGCUGCAGGCGGUGGUGGCGGACGUGGCGGCGGCGAGAGGCAACGUCAUUUUGUUCGUGGACGAGAUGCACAUGCUGGUGGGUGCGGGCGGUGCGGAGGGCGGCCUCGAUGCUGCAAACAUCCUGAAGCCGGCACUGGCCCGCGGGACGCUGCGCUGCAUCGGCGCCACCACCCUGGACGAGUACCGCAAACACGUGGAGUCGGACCCGGCCUUUGCACGCCGCUUCCAGAGCGUUCUUGUGGAGGAGCCGGGCGAGGCGGAGGUGGUGGGUUGGCUGCAGGGACUGGCUCCGCGCUACGAGCAGCAUCACGGAGUGCUCUUCACACGAGCAGCACUGCGGGCCGCCGCCGGUUGCGCCAAGCGCUACGUGACGGAGAGGCGGCUGCCGGACAGCGCCAUCGACCUGAUGGACGAGGCGGCGGCGCACGUGGUGCUGAGGCGGGCGGCGGAGGCGGCGGAGGCGGAGGCGGCGGAGGCAGGGGGGUCUGGGGAGGUGGGCAUGUCGGGCUGGGCCACGUCCUCCUACGUGACUGGCGGCUGGCGCCGCCAGCCCACGGACCUGCAUUACCACAGCGAGGAGGCGCCGGCGGCGGAGGCGCCGGCGGCGGCGGUGGUGGCAGGAGAGGGGCAGGCAUCGAGGGCGAGCGCUGAAGCAAGCCAGCAGACGGGCGACCGACACGCCAGCGGGGUGCUGAGGGAAGGGCAGCAGGCGCCGCCGCACCGCCAGCACCUGGCGCUGCGCCAGGCUGGGCCCACAGCCGGCACCGCCGCUCCUGAUGGCGGCGUGCACGCAGCCCGCCCUGACAGUACCACCAGCAGUAGCAGUAGCAGUAGCAGUAGCAGUAGCAGUAGCAGCAGCAAUGCAGCCCGCCCUGACAGUACCACCCGCAGUGGCAGCAGUCCCAACGCCUGCGGCACGUCGUCUGCGGCAGCGGCGGGUGUGGAGGUGCCGACCAGCGGCUUCACGGCACUGGAGUCGGAGCUGCGGCGGGUGCUGGCAGACGACGCAGGCCGCAUACUGCGACCCCUGGAGUCGCUGCCGCAGCCGCAGCCGCAGCCGCAACAGCAGCAGCGGCCUGCGGCAAGGAGUAACGUUGGAGAGGGAAGCGGCUGCGCCGGGCAAUCGGGGCGGGGGGAAGGCGCGGGAGCGGCGGCCGCAGGAGUGGGGCGGGAUUGCGGUAGCUGCGACGGCCCUGGCAGCAGCGCGACGGCUGCGCCUGGCUGUGGGGGUGGAGCUGUGCCGUCGUCACUUAGGCGGUCGGAUGCUCCUUGGCGGCCGCCGGGCCCUAGCGCCAACGGCGCUGCGACCGCCGCUUCAGGCGGCGCGCCGCUGCGCGACUGGCGCAGUUGGGUGUCGGCUCAGGGGCGGCAGAGCUGGGAGGAGGCGCGGCAGCAGCAGCUGCUGGAGUGGUUCGGAGCCACACCGGAGCGAUCCAAGGGCGGCGUGGAGGGCUGGGUGGAGAUGACACGGGAACGGCAGCGGCGCCAUGCCGAGAUCUUCGGGUAUGGGGCCCCGGUGGUGGCGGCGGCGGCGUCUGGUGCGGCUGGCGGCGGCGGCGUAGCGGCGGAGGCGGCAGCGGAGGCUGAGGCGGAGGCGGCGUAUGCGCGGGUGGUGGCGUCUGCGGCGGCGGUUGAUGAUGCGGAGCGGGAGGCGGUGGCGGCGGAGCGGGAGGUGCCAAAGGCCUGUCCGCACUGUGGCACGCUCGUCACCGCGGGACGAGACGUGCUGCGGCUGCAGUGCCCCAACUGCACCACCCGCUUUCUCAACAUAGCUCCCGAUAAGCUACUGCUCGGCACCAGCGUGCUACUGCCGCUGCGGCAGCUGCAGCAGCGGCAGCAGCAGCAGCCAGAAGGGUCCCGGAUGCAGCCAGCCGCCGCACAGACGGAGCCCGGCGCCACUAGCAGCAACGGUGGUGCUGCUGCAUCCGCCGGGGCUGCGGCGAAGGGCGGGCACCAGCAUGCAGGGGCGGCGGCAGCCGCUGCUGCCGACACGGGCGCGCCUGCUGCUAUCGUGGCCGCAGGCCCCACACACGUUGCGCACGACCUUACCCUUGACGACAUCCAUGAAGAUUUUACGGACGACGACGUCGACGGUGACGAGGACGACGCUGAUAUAAAUGAUGACGACCUGAUCGCAACAGCGGCAGUCGGCGCUAGCGGCACCGUGGACCCGAAGGCACUGGUGGUGGACGAGCUGGCGGUGCUGGAGGUGGCGGCGCGCGCCGCCGGGCUGCCGUUGGCCGCGGUGCUGCGCGACCAGCGCGGCGCGCCCGUGUCGCACCUGCGGGCGGCGCUGGAGGCGGCAGUGGUGGGGCAGCGUGAGGCGGUGCGCGCCGUGUGCACCGCCGUGCAGCUGCACAGACUGGGUCUCGCGGCCACCGCAGCGGCGGCGGCGGGAGCAGGGGCGGCGGCAGCGGGCGGGGAGGGGUGGCAGAAGUGGCGGGGGCAGCAGCAGCGGCCGGUGGCGAGCUUCCUGUUGGAGGGGCCGCCGGGCGUGGGCAAGUCCACGCUGUGCAAGGCCCUGGCCACCGAGCUCUUCCACGACCCCGCCGCGCUGCUGGUGCUGCAUGGUGGCGAGCUGGCCUCCCGCACCGCAGUCAGUCGCCUGGUGGGCGCCGCCCCCGGCUACGUGGGCUUCGGCACCGGCGGCCUGCUGACUGAGGCGCUGCGGCGGCGGCCCGCGGGCGUGCUGCUGGUCCAGGGGGUGGACAGGGCGCAUUUCGAGGUCCAGGAGCUGCUGCUGCGCGGCGUGCAGGACGGCGUCAUACGGGACGGGCAGGGCCGCGCCACCUCCCUGCGCAACACCAUCGUGGUGCUCACCGCCAGCGCCACGGCCGGUGGGCAGCCGCCGCCAGCUGCUGCGUGGUCGCCAGUAGCACACAGCGGGGCACAGGCGGUGGCAGCGGCGGCCCGGCGCCCCGCGGGCGCCACCAGCGGCAACACCAACGACAGCGGCAGCAGUUUGGGAGUUCUCGGCGGUGGUGCCGCAGAGGCAGCAGAGGCGGCCUCCGCCUCCAAUGCCGGCCCUUCCUCCGCGGCGUCAGGCAGUAGCGGUGCCGGCUACUGGAGCGGCAGUAGCAGCAGCAGCAACAGCGGCAGUAGCAGCAGCAGCAGCAGCAGCAGCAACAGCGGCAGUAGCAGCGGCAACAACAGCGGCAGUAGCAGCGGCGGAGGACAGCACGGGCAGCUGCUCCCGGAGCUGUGGGCGGGCGUGGACCGUGUGGUGCGCUUCGCGCCGCUGACGGCUGCAGAGCGAGUGGAGGUGGUGAGGCGCCAGGUGUCAGACAUGGCGACGCAGCUGGCGCCGGCUGGGGUCGCCGGCAUUCACCUCAGCCCCGAGGCCGCAGCAUGGCUGGCCGGCGCGGCGGCGGCGGUGGCUGUAGCGCCAGGGGUAGCGGCGGCGGGCGGUGGAGGCAUGGCGGCGGGCGCUGACGUGCUACGGCGUCAGCUGUUGGAGCCGCUUGCGGAGCAGCUGGUGGCGGGGCCGGCAGCGGCGGCGCUGGCGGCGGCGGAGGAGGAGGAGGCGGCAAGGGGGCGAGGCAAGGGGCGGGGCAAGGGGCGGGCGCGUGUGCCGAGGGUGGUGGUGCAUGUGGGCGUGGCGUCGGGUGGUGGCGGCAUCGAGUUGCAGGUGGCGCGGGCACAGCUAGGCCAGGAGGCAGCGGCGGCGGUGGCGGCAGCUAGGCACGAGCGCAACUAGAGAGCUUCGGUCCUGCAUGGGUCUCUGGUCUGGAAGUUCGGAAGGCGCCCGAAAGAAGCGCAUGUCUAGCAAGUACUGUAGUCAGGCACUGCAGGUGUCCGCAGUCGACAGCGGGGAGGUAGGCGCACACGUGCAUCCCCAAAUUGCGUUGCGUCACUGUCCAUCAAUGCUCGCUCCAUCACAGCUGCCGGCCAUUCGCUCCGUCGCACAGCAUGUGUCGAAUGCGGAGCGGCGGAGGUAGGUUCAGCAUUUGUGCC